Molecule: messenger RNA, 2191 nt
Organism: Lethenteron reissneri (Far Eastern brook lamprey)
Lineage: Eukaryota; Metazoa; Chordata; Hyperoartia; Petromyzontiformes; Petromyzontidae
Product: pyrokinin-1 receptor-like
Biological process (GO): G protein-coupled receptor signaling pathway
Cellular component (GO): plasma membrane
Molecular function (GO): G protein-coupled receptor activity
Source: RefSeq, a predicted model, not a curated record
CGUUACGACUGCGUGCCAGAGCAGGCCACCAUGAACCUGUCGGUGUUCUCCGGCUUCAUCGGCGAGGAGGCCACGACCGGCUGCCUGCACUACAUCCUCGGCGGCGGAGCGGGGAGCUCGUCCAACGACUCCUGGAGGGACGCGCAAGACGCCGACUCUGUGCCCAAGUUGCUGAUCGGAGCGCAGCAGCAGGAACCCGCGUAUGCGCGAGUCCCGAUGACACUCUUCUACUCGGCCGUCUUCACCCUGGGCAUGCUGUUCAACGGGGCAAGCAUUCUCACGCUUCUCUUGAAUUCACACCUCAAAGGCAAUGUGGUGCGGAGCUACCUGCUCAGUCUCUCCGUGGCUGACAUCCUGUUACUCCUCACGGUGCCCGUCACGCUCUACCGCUCCUACUGGCACUACUACACCUGGCAGCUGGGCAACGUCACCUGCAAGCUCUACUUCAUGCUGCGCCAGGUGUACUGCUCCGCUACGAGCUGGACCAUCACGGCAUUCACGGUGGAGCGCUACGUCGCAAUCUGCCGCCCGCUCCACUCCGUGCGGGCCCGGCAUCAGCGCAUCAAGCCGCGCGCGCCGCUCGCUCUGCUGGCGCUCGUCUGGCUCCUUGCGCUGCUCAGCUCGGCGCCGUUCGCGCUCACCUACGGCGCCGCGCUGGCGUGCAUCCUCGACUACACGGUGCAGCCGGGCAGCCGGGACGCGCGCGGCGUGCUGCGAGCCUCGACGGUGUGCGAGCUCGUGGAGCGGGAGCCCUUCCGCGCCUACGGCGGUGCCAUCGCCGCGCGCGCAGCCCUCUGCUUCGCGCUGCCGCUGUGCGCCAUCGCCACGCUCCACGCGCUCAUCUACCGCAGGAUCAGGAGGCGGUGCGGGCAGCUGAGCAGCGCUGGUGGUGACGGAGGAGGAGGAGCGGGAGGAGGAGGGCGAGGAGGAGGAGGAGGGGGGCGAGGAGGAGGAGGGGGGCGAGGGCUGGACGCGGGCAGAGGCGCGGUGCCGUGUGCGGUGGCACGGCAGCAGGACGAGCGCAAGGCGCUCAAGUUGCUCGGUGCCGUGGUGGCCGCUUUCUUCCUCUGCAACUUCCCCGAGACGGCGCUCUCCCUGGUCCACAUCCACACGGGCCAGUGGAGCCAGGAGACGCACGCCACGUACACGUGGCUCAAGUUCUACCUCUCGCUGCCCGCGUGGUACGCCAACAGCGCCGUCGACCCGCUCCUCUUCUGCAUCGCCUCGCGCUGCUUCCGCUCGGCGUGCCGGCACACGCUGACAUCGCUGCUCGACCGCGCUGUCCUCGCCCUGCGGCUGGCCCUUCCCAAGCGGAGGGUGAUGCUGGCGGUGCUGCGCUCGUCCUCGUGGAGCCCGCCCGAGGUCGAGACCGCCGGCGGGCCCGCUUCGGCCGGGACGCCGCGGCUGCUGUCCUUCAGGCGGGGGGUCACGUCGCCCCCUCUGGUGGGGUCACGUGUGCUGCCGGUGGUCACGGUGGUCACGGUGGUCACGGUGGCGGAUGAUUCCUCGCACUCCCUGCCGAUCACGCAGUCGCCAGGGAGUGCCCGCAGAGGGUCCAAUGGCGCCGAAGAAUAGCUCCGCGGGCGCUCAUCCGUCGUUGUUUUGUUUAAAUAUAUAAUUUCAAAUGUGUUCGCAACUAAGAUUUAUCUCUGUAGUUGGGCAGGUGGGGUCUCAGAAGUUGUUUGGCAAAAUCCGUCUCGAUCGAUCGAAACGUCGUAGUUUUCUGUUAUUUUUUAUUUUCUUUGAACCUAUCUACGUGACUUUACCGAAAGACCCAAGAAUAUAAAAUAGUUUAGUUUCUAAGGGUGAGCCAGAUAACCCUGGAUGUACAGAUUUGCUUUGAGGAUUUUUUUUCAAACACCCGAGUGCUCACUGAUUGGUCAUUCAGCAUGAUUUGUCAUGAUUUGAGCUAGCCAGUGGAUUCAAGAAUUGAUUCUCUUGGUCUCUUUUUACCAUUUAGUUUGUAUUGAUUAUCACUUGAUCAGUAUCACAGUCCAGUGACGUCAGCACACGAAUAUGAGUCAAGUAACAUGGUGUCUGUUCAAACGAGAAAUGGGGGGGCACUGAUUACUCUUGGCCACCUUUACACUGGUGGCAACUCCACAUUCCCAUGGCAGGGGCGACGUAAUCAUUCCUUGUGCGAUAAAAAAAAAUCAGUGUGCAGGUUCUUGGUGGAAUAUUACAUAACGUA